This is a messenger RNA of Phyllostomus discolor (pale spear-nosed bat), 4087 nucleotides long. RefSeq names its product zinc finger protein 577-like. Bases 373 to 2193 code for a protein of 606 amino acids. Gene Ontology annotation, biological process: negative regulation of transcription by RNA polymerase II. The record is from RefSeq and is a predicted model, not a curated record. The transcript has 6 exons. NCBI's taxonomy places the organism in Eukaryota, Metazoa, Chordata, Mammalia, Chiroptera, Phyllostomidae. Gene Ontology annotation, molecular function: DNA-binding transcription repressor activity, RNA polymerase II-specific.
CAGAGGCUCAAGUGGCUUGGAAAUGGGGUGAUGCAGGUCAUUUUUAGUAGUUUCUCACUACUUUAAGCUUCCCGGACAAAUAGGAGAAAAGGAUAUAUAUUACGCCUAUGCUAAAGCGAUAGGUGGGUCAACAGCUGCUCCGGCUAAAAAUAGCCUCCAACUGGGCGGGUCAAAUUUUACUUCACAGUGAGUUCACAGAGGGAGGACCCAGAGCCAGACGUUGAGACUCCGGAACGGCGCGGGUUGACCCUCGUCGGCCGCCGUCCACUCCGCUUCUGAGGGUCCCGGGGGCUACGGAGGUGUCGUCGCGGACCGUUAGGCUAAGUGUUUGGAGAAAAGGUUUCGUGCCUUGUCUCCAGCGGCAAGUGGGAGAUGGCAGAUGGAUGCUAUGGUCUGGGGUAUAAGAAGAACCUGAGUCUGCUUCUGACUUGGGUUCUGGUCUAUAGGAACAAGACAUUUUCAGUGCUAGAAGGAAGAAGUGCCAGGUUUGGGAGAUCAUCAGUUCCUGACCUGAGAUAUCUGACUACAGCUUCCUGGGAGGCCCAGAGACACAGGAGAAAGCACAUCCCAGAGCUUCCAGUCUUUGCUUCAGAACUUGAGAAAAUGACCAAGGCCCAGGCAUUGUUAUCAUUUGAAGACGUGGCUGUGGGCUUUACCUGGGAGGAGUGGCGGCUGUUGGAUCCGGCUCAGAAGGAUCUGUACCGGGAUGUGAUGUUGGAGAACUACAGCAACCUGCUGUCAGUGGGAUAUCAAUCUUCUAACUCAGAUUCACUCUUCUGGCUGGAGCAAGGAGGACCACGGUGGAUAGCAGAGGAAGCAGCCCAUAGUCCAGCCUGUCCAGAAGAAGUAUGGGAGAGUGAUCAUACACAGCGGCACCCAGAAAACCAAAGCGAGAUUAAAACUUUGGAAAGAUGUCAACAAAGUUAUGCACUUGGAAAUAAUUUCAAUUUAUACAAAAGUCUUGUUUCUUUAACGGCAAGACACAUUAAGUUUGGCUCACAUUAUAAAAAUUUAAAGUCACGUUUAGGUUUUGUUAACCAGAAGAGAACAUAUGCAAGAAAGGAUUCUGAUGAGUUUAUUGGCUAUGGGAAACCAUCUCUCUACAUCCCGCAUGAUAAAACUUGUACUGAAAUUAAAUACUAUGGAUGUGUUAAACCCAGUAGCACUAAAUCACAGCUUAGCGACCAUCAAAAAACUUACCCAGGAGAGAAACCACAUGAAUGCAUUGAGUGUGGGAAAGUCUUCACCAGGAAGGCACAACUCAUUAGACAUCAGAAAACAGAAAGAGGAGAGAAACCUCAUGGAUGCAGUGAAUGUGGGAAAACAUUCAUGAGGAAGAUUCAGCUCAUUGAACAUCAGAGAACUCACACAGGAGAGAGACCUCAUGAAUGUAAGGAGUGUGGAAAAGCCUUUGCCAGAAAGUCACAGCUUAUGGUACAUCAGAGAACUCAUACAGGAGAGAAACCCUAUGUGUGCAGUGAAUGUGGGAAAGCCUUUAGCCGGAAGUGCCUGGUCAGUAGACAUCAGCGAUCUCAUACUGGAGAGAAACUCUAUGGAUGUAGUGUGUGUAGGAAAGCCUUUUCCCAGAAGGCAUACCUCAUCGCACACCAGAGACUUCACACAGGAGAGAAACCUUAUAAAUGCAGUGAAUGUGAAAGAACUUUUUUUUUUAAGUCAGACCUGACCAAGCACCAGAGAAUUCACACAGGAGAGAAACCUUAUGAAUGCAGUCAGUGUGAAAAAGCCUUCAGAAGCAAGUCAAAGCUCAUUCAGCACCAGCGAACUCACAGUGGAGAGAGACCAUAUGCAUGCACUGAAUGUGGCAAAGCCUUUGCCCACAUGUCAGUCCUCAUUAAACAUAAGAAGACUCAUACAAGAGAGAAAGCUGCAAAUUCACUGAUGGUGGAGAAAGCUUCCUCAGGGAGUCAUAGCUCUUUAUACAUGAGUGAACUCUUACAAGAGCAGAACUCUAUGAACACAGUGCCUGUGGAAAUGUCUUCAGCAACUCAGACCUUAUUAAGCAUUGGUGAACUUAUAGGGAAUAGAAAUGUGAUUGUGAAACAGCCUUUUCCAAGAAGUCAAGCUUUAGUAGAUAAUCAGGAAUUUGCACAGGGAACAAGCCUUGCAAAUGCAGUGAGUGUGACCACACCUUCAGUAAUAAAUUAUGUCUUUUGUGUUACAGACAUCGUGUAGGAAAAAGUCCUCUGGUACCAGAAAUGUGGAAAAGCCUCUAGCAAGAAUCCUGCACAUGUUCUGUGUCAGAGCUCACUUAGGACAGGAAUGAUACAGAUGUAGUGGUUGUGGAGGACACUUCUGUGAGAAGGUAGAUUUACCCAGUGUCAGUGAAAUCAUUUUGGGCAGAAAUGCAGUGAUUGUGGGGAAGCCUUUGCCUGGAGGUGAUAAUAACAAUUCAUCUCAGUGAAUUCUCACAGGUCCAAAACCGUAGGAAAGAAUGUGAUGGUUUUCAGUGAUAAAUUGUACCUCAUCACGUGUCAGAGAAUCAUAGAAAGAGAACUCCAGAGAUGUUGGAUGUGGAAAACAUUUUUAGUAAGACGCGGAAGAACUCAGGGGAAAAAAUCCUGAAAGCAAUAAAAGGUGGAAAUUCUAACACCAAAGUAACACAUAUAUCACAAUUUUAUACAUUAGGACUCUGGGAAAGGCUUCUCUAUUAAAUGAAGUCUCGGACAUAGGAAUUGCAUUAUGUAGUGAAAAAUCUAUGAAUAUAAUAAAAGUAGAAGUAUAACUAUAUUAGUUUCUUAUGACUGCUGUCACAAAUUACCACAAAUUUGGUGGCUAAGAACAAUACAGAUUGAUUAUCUUACAGUGCUGGAUGUCUACAGUCCAAAAUGCAUCUCACUAAGCUAAAAGCAAAGUAUUGGCAGGGUUGCAUUUCAUUUUGGAGACUAGGAACAAAAUAAUGUUUUUUGUUCCUCCAGCUCCUAAGAGCUGCCAAAUUCCUUGGCUUGUGACCACCUUCCAUCCUCAAAGCCAGCAAUGACUGGUCAAUUCUUUUAUGACUCUAAUACUGAUUCUUCUGCUUUCCUUUUCCUAGUUUAAGGACCCUUGUGAUCACAUUGGGUCCACCCAGGUAAUCCAGGAUAAUGUCCCCACUUUAUGAUCAGUUAAUUAGCAAAUCUGCUACCUUGAUUUUUCUUCACCUUACAACUUAACAUAUUCACCAGUUUUGGAGAUCAGGAUGUAGACCCUCUGGCUUCCAGUGAUUUGUGUCCAUCCCACACGCAAGAUAUAUCCACCCUUUCCCAACAUCUCCAAAUGUCUUAAUCCAUCACAGCACCAACUCACCAGAAUCUCAACCAAAUCUUAGCAGCUCAAAAGGGCCAAAUCUCAUCAUGUAAAUCAGUAUCCACAAAGGCUCCGGGCACAACCCAUGCUGAGGCAUAAUUUUCUGUGAACCUGUGAAAUUCAAGAAACAAUUGUAUGGUCCCAAAAUACGUUAUUUCAUGUCCUACUUCCAUUCUCCUUUGUUACUAAAUGCAGUAUAUUUGCCCUGACCAGUGUGCUUGGUUGGGUGUUGUCUGGCAGACUAGAAUGUUGUGGUUGGAUUCCUGGUUGGGGCACAUGCGUGGGUUGCGAACCAGGUCCUUGGCUGGGGGCGUGCAAAAGGCAGCCCAUCGAUGUUUGUCUCACACAUUGAAGUUUCCCUCUCUCCCUCCCUCCUUUUCCCUUUCUCUAAAAUAAAUAAUCUUUUAAAAAUAUUAAAAGUAAAUGUAACAUAUUUACAGGUUCUGGGAAUUAGGGCAUGCACAUCUUUGGGAGGUCAUUCUGCUUACCACAAAAAUAUUAGAUUUCAUAGAAUUCACACUGCAAUAAAUUCCUGCCCAGCCAUUAAAUUGGGAAAAACAUGUUCCCAGAGAAGCAAUUACCUGUAGUAAUUAUGAUCUAAAUACAUUAACAUAUUUCUAUAGUAUGAGGAUUUUACACUGUGAUUGUUAGAUAGGGUUACAUGGAAUGCUCUUGAAAUGUAUAAAUCAAAUUAUCAGUGCCAGAAAAGAACUCUUAAAUAUCCUAAAGGAACAUGAGAUUUAUGCUGCUGGGAAUGUUGCCAAACAUAUGAGGGAGGACCCAA